AGAACAAAAUGGCACUGCGCUGGGAAGCUGGUCUAUACACCAAUGAGCCGAGCAAUAUCAGGGGCGGACUGGCAACUCAUGGGGCCCCCGGGCAAUAGGGGAUCAUGGGGCCCCUGUGUCCUUGCCCAAACUCAAAAAAGCCUAUGAAAAAGGUACCAGGGGCAUCUCAUGGGGCCCACUACUGACCCCGGGCCCUCAGGCAGUGCCCGAGCUUCCAAAUGGUCAGUCUGCCCCUGGGCAGUAUCACCCAAUAUCAGUUUGGGGAGUAAAGUUUGCAGGUGGCAGUUUGACUGGUCUGUGUCAUAUUUCUUCAAGACAGUCUGGCUUUCCAUUUCAUGU
Molecule: messenger RNA, 339 nt
Organism: Staurois parvus
Lineage: Eukaryota; Metazoa; Chordata; Amphibia; Anura; Ranidae
Source: the annotation of a GenBank genome assembly